GUGGGUACCGGGGUUGCUUGCCGAGUCCCACCUCGAGGUGAAGCCGGUCCGGUCCGGUCCGGUCCCAAAGCUCGGAACCCUUCGGAUCCCGCCACCGUGAGCCCCGGCCUCCUCGGGGCCGUCCCCCUGUCCCUGCGGCCAUGAGCGUGGGUUUCAUCGGCGCGGGCCAGCUGGCGUGCGCGCUGGCGCGGGGCUUCACGGCUGCAGGCAUCCUGUCAGCUCACAAGAUAAUAGCCAGCUCCCCGGAAAUGGACCUGCCCACGGUGUCCUCCCUCAGGAAGUUGGGUGUGAACCUGACCCGCAGCAACAAGGAGACGGUGCGCCACAGCGACGUGCUCUUCCUGGCCGUGAAGCCACACAUCAUCCCCUUCAUCCUGGACGAGAUCGGGGCCGACGUGCAGGCCAGGCAUAUCGUGGUCUCCUGUGCAGCUGGCGUCACCAUCAGCUCUGUGGAGAAGAAGCUGAUGGCCUUCCAACCAGCCCCCAAAGUGAUCCGCUGCAUGACCAACACCCCUGUGGUGGUGCGGGAGGGUGCCACUGUGUAUGCCACGGGCACCCACGCCCUGGUGGAGGAUGGGCAGCUCCUGGAGCAGCUCAUGAGCAGUGUGGGCUUCUGCACUGAGGUGGAAGAGGACCUCAUCGAUGCCAUCACAGGGCUCAGUGGCAGUGGGCCUGCCUAUGCGUUCAUGGCCCUGGACGCGCUGGCUGAUGGUGGGGUGAAGAUGGGUGUUCCACGGCGCCUGGCGGUCCGACUGGGAGCCCAGGCCUUGCUGGGAGCUGCCAAGAUGCUUUUGGACUCGGAGGACCAUCCAGGCCAGCUCAAGGACAAUGUCUGCUCCCCUGGAGGGGCCACCAUCCAUGCCCUGCACUUCUUAGAAAGUGGGGGCUUCCGUUCUCUGCUCAUCAAUGCAGUCGAGGCCUCCUGUAUCCGAACACGAGAGCUGCAGUCCAUGGCGGACCAAGAAAAGGUCUCCCCGGCUGCCCUUAAGAAGACUCUCCUUGACAGAGUGAAGUUGGAGUCGCCCACCGUGUCCACACUGGCCCCAUCCAGCCCAGGGAUGCUCCUCACGAGAAGCCCGGCCCCGGGAAGCAAGAAGGACUGAGGAGUUCUCUGUCUCCUCGAGACCUAGAGCCCUUGGCUGAGUGGCCUUGGUACCCCAGUACUCAGCAGUGUGGGGGAGGGGCAGGCUUAGGCAGCCCCGAGUGCUAGGGAUAAAGACCCUUUAGGUCACUUCAGAACAGGCAGUGCUACGGCCCUCCCAUGCCCGGUGUCCAAAGAUACUCCAGAUGCCAGAAGCUGGGUCCCUCCAGCUGGAACCCAAGUCUGGCUCAGUUUGACAUCAAGGCCAGGCGAGAAGACACAGGAGAGACCUGUCUUCUGAACUGACGUAGAAAAGAAAUGAGCAGCUUAGAAGUGCCCCACCUCAUCAGAACUGUGGGAUCCCACCUGCUUCUGUUUAACUCUGGCUUCGGAGCUGUCCCAUUUAGAAAAUGCUUAGUGCUGGGUUAGCUACUUUAAUAAAGAUUUAUUUAUUCAUUCA
Messenger RNA from Jaculus jaculus (lesser Egyptian jerboa), 1541 nucleotides. It is a transcript of the gene Pycr2, whose product is annotated as pyrroline-5-carboxylate reductase 2. Gene Ontology annotation, molecular function: pyrroline-5-carboxylate reductase activity. The transcript has 7 exons. The record is from RefSeq and is a predicted model, not a curated record. Gene Ontology annotation, biological process: L-proline biosynthetic process. Lineage: Eukaryota; Metazoa; Chordata; Mammalia; Rodentia; Dipodidae. Bases 141 to 1103 code for a protein of 320 amino acids.